CCGGCGCGCGGGGCGCUGGGACUUGUAGUUUCGGCUCCGCCCCCACCGCGGGGCGGCAACGUUGGCGAGCACUGCGCCUGCGCCGGCUGGCAGAGAGGCCGGGGCCGCGGCGGCUCGCGCCGGGUGAUGCUAGGCGGCUCCCUGGGCUCCAGGCUGUUGCGAGGUGUGGGUGGGAGUCGCGGGCAGUUCCGGGCGCGAGGUGUCCGCGAAGGUGGCGCAGCCAUGGCGGCAGGGGAGAGCAUGGCUCAGCGGAUGGUUUGGGUGGACCUGGAGAUGACAGGAUUGGACAUUGAGAAGGACCAGAUUAUUGAGAUGGCCUGUCUAAUAACUGACUCUGAUCUCAACAUUUUGGCUGAAGGUCCUAACCUGAUUAUAAAACAGCCAGAUGAGUUGCUGGACAGCAUGUCAGAUUGGUGUAAGGAGCAUCAUGGGAAGUCUGGUCUUACCAAGGCAGUGAAGGAGAGUACAAUUACAUUGCAGCAGGCAGAGUAUGAAUUUCUGUCCUUUGUACGACAGCAGACUCCUCCGGGGCUCUGUCCACUUGCAGGAAAUUCAGUUCAUGCAGAUAAGAAGUUUCUUGACAAAUACAUGCCCCAGUUCAUGAAACAUCUUCAUUAUAGAAUAAUUGAUGUGAGCACUGUUAAAGAACUGUGCAGUGUCAAUGUAUUACUUGAAGGAGGUAAUUAUUCAGUGUAUUUGAGACAGCUUCCUUUGAGAGUUCCAUUUCUACUGUGUGUAGACGCUGGUACCCAGAAGAAUAUGAAUUUGCACCAAAGAAGGCUGCUUCUCACAGGGCCCUUGAUGACAUUAGUGAAAGCAUCAAAGAACUGCAGUUUUACCGAAAUAACAUCUUCAAGAAAAAAACAGAUGAAAAGAAGAGGAAAAUUAUAGAAAAUGGGGAAAAUGAGAAGACUGUGAGUUGAUGCCGGUUCUUACGCGGCCACCACGUAGUUCUCUGGAAGCGGCCUCUGGUGGUUCCCCACUCACGCUGAUGGCUUGGCCGAGCACCUGCUUUCAGUUAACUCGCAUCUCCAGAUUCCUCCACCACACAGCACCCGAAACACUGUUUCUCUCUUAUAGGCUGUUUCCAUUAUGACGCAGCAUCUCCUUUGUAAGUACCAGGUCAUGUCCAUUCCUUGGUACAUAUCUGCAUUUGCUUUUAGACCAUUUCUUUCAUUUAAAUAAAUAAAUUAAAUAAAUAAAUAAAUAAAGAUAGUUCUAUUGAAAUGCAAA
This is a messenger RNA of Nycticebus coucang (slow loris), 1233 nucleotides long. RefSeq names its product RNA exonuclease 2 (gene REXO2). The transcript is spliced from 7 exons. The record is from RefSeq and is a predicted model, not a curated record. Gene Ontology annotation, cellular component: mitochondrion. The coding region runs from base 127 to 891 and encodes 254 amino acids. NCBI's taxonomy places the organism in Eukaryota, Metazoa, Chordata, Mammalia, Primates, Lorisidae. Gene Ontology annotation, molecular function: nucleic acid binding; 3'-5'-RNA exonuclease activity.